Molecule: messenger RNA, 978 nt
Organism: Chenopodium quinoa (quinoa)
Lineage: Eukaryota; Viridiplantae; Streptophyta; Magnoliopsida; Caryophyllales; Amaranthaceae
Product: protein FAR1-RELATED SEQUENCE 5-like
Exons: 2
Coding region: 1-978 (325 amino acids)
Biological process (GO): regulation of DNA-templated transcription
Source: RefSeq, a predicted model, not a curated record
AUGAUUGCGUAUCUAGAGGGUCAUCGUAAAAUUAGUGGGUUGAGCCCGAAUGCGAAGCAGGUUGUGCGUGACAUGAUGAAGUCUAAUGUUGCACCGCGUAACAUCAUGGCGACUAUUGCGGAGCAAUUUCCUGCUGAUCAUCCAAACAUCAGACACAUCUACAACUGCCGGAAUGACUUCAGAGAGGAGAUGUCUGAUAGGAGAGGAGUUGUUCAGCAAUUUCUACAUUUGGCGAGACAGAGUCAGUAUGUUUACUGGGUCAUGUCCGAUGAUGAAGGCGUUUUACAGCACGCCUUUAUGGCGCAUCCAGUCAUGGUAGACAUCCUACGGACGUACCCCUAUGUGAUCGGUAUGGAUUCCACUUACAAGACUAACCGAUACGGGAUGCCGUUCUUUGAGAUAGUUAGUGUGACACCGACAAAUCAGAAUUUUCUUAUCGCUUACGUGUUCAUGCGCAACGAGAGCACAGCAAGCUAUCGAUGGGUUUUGCAGAGGUUGAGAGACGUGAUUGGGUAUGAUAAGGAGCCGUCGGUUUUCUUGACAGACCGUGAGCUUGGGCUAUGUGCUGCAUUGAGGGAAGUGUUUCCAGGAACCUCGCACUUACUUUGUCGAUGGCACAUUAACAAAGAUGUGGAGGCUCGGGUCACUGCUAUGUUCAAAAGCAAGAAAAUCGGUGCGUCUUUCAAAAACGGAAAAUGGAAACGUAUCAUGGACGCUGCAACCGAGGAAGAUUAUGAGGCCGCUAUAGAAAACAUGAAAGAUAAGUGGGCAAGUUCUUUGGAUACCGUAUGGGCUCGAGUUCAUAGCCACAUUGGUAAUCAAAUCAUCGCAAUUCGUAAUGGUUUGGAGGCUUCUAGGUCGAAGAUAGGUCAAAAGUACCGACAGUUGCCACUGUCACGUAUAAACGGGAAGGUGUCCCAACAUUGUUUAAAGGUUCUCGAUGAGGAGACAAGGAGGAUGAGGGAGCUGAGUUAUUAA